Messenger RNA from Cygnus atratus (black swan), 7104 nucleotides. It is a transcript of the gene PER2, whose product is annotated as period circadian regulator 2. The coding region runs from base 863 to 4780 and encodes 1305 amino acids. NCBI's taxonomy places the organism in Eukaryota, Metazoa, Chordata, Aves, Anseriformes, Anatidae. Gene Ontology annotation, cellular component: nucleus; cytoplasm. The record is from RefSeq and is a predicted model, not a curated record. The transcript has 28 exons. Gene Ontology annotation, molecular function: transcription cis-regulatory region binding; transcription corepressor binding. Gene Ontology annotation, biological process: negative regulation of transcription by RNA polymerase II; entrainment of circadian clock by photoperiod; circadian regulation of gene expression.
GGCGGGCGUCGGGCGGCCGGUCACGUUUCUGCCUGUAUGAAGUCGGGGCCGGGCAGCGCCGCGCCGCGCCGGGCAGGGCUGCGCCGGGCCGGGACGGACCGGGGGACGCGCGGAAUAUAUUGAUGACUCUUUCAGAAUUGGAAAGACUGAUGAGUACAUUCCUUAAGGUGUGACUUCAGAAAGUCUACUUGAUUGGGAUUCUCUAACACAGUUGUAGAGGUGUCCGGACUCUGUAAUGGUCAAAGAUUUCCAGUAGAAGAGGAUGAGACAAGAAUUAAAUGCAUGUGGGAGACUCUGGACCUAGGCACUUCAUGCUUUUGAUGCUAGCUGGGAGGGAACUUGAUAAACAUUUUUACCAACUUUUCAUAGGAAGAAACAGAUGCUGUGAUAACUUCAGGGUCUGGCACUUGGAUGGCUCUGGAUAAAGGCUUUGUCUUGGCCAGUUCCUCUGUUGUAAAGUGAAUGGCAGCUGCAGUCCACCAGAAGACAUGUGGAAAACAUUCUUAUUGCUAAGGCCUCAAGUAAACUCAAGUCCAGACCAUGAGGAAUGACUCCUAUUGAUCCUAAUGCAGUUACUGUCCCCUAUCACUGACAUGACUAAACUAUAUUCAUAAACUGUGGUGUGCCUGUUGGUUUGUUUUUGAAUAUUGAUUUGUGGGUCUGUACUUCCAGGCAGAAUUUGUACAGACAGAAAAUUCUGAAUGUGGCUUGACUUGAUCUUGGCAGUGUUUCUAAUGAGUGUCCCAUGGACAGUAUCAAGUUCAGGGGGUUCUACUCUAGCACUGAGGAGCAGAACCCUGAGCAGUAACCUGGUAUCAGUGAACACAUUUCUUCAUUGUUCUCUUUAAAAGAGCAACAGAAAAUGAGUGAGUUUUCUGGACUUGCAAGUAGUCAUAACCAGAUGAUUACUGAAGAUUCAGGAAUUCAGACAAAGCCUGAACACUCUCAUGAAGUUCUUCAGGAAGAUAUUGAGAUGAGUAGUGGAUCCAGUGGAAAUGACUUCAGUGGAAAUGAAACAAAUGAGAACUACUCCAGCGGGCAUGAUUCUCAUGGCCAUGAAUCUGAUGAAAAUGGGAAAGAUUCAGCAAUGCUCAUGGAAUCUUCAGACUGUCAUAAAAGUUCAAGCUCAAAUGCAUUUAGUCUGAUGAUCGCGAACUCUGAACACAAUCAGUCUAGCAGCGGAUGUAGUAGCGAGCAGUCCACUAAAGCCAAAACACAAAAGGAGUUGUUGAAAACUUUACAAGAGCUGAAAGCUCACCUUCCUUCUGAAAAGCGAAUUAAAGGCAAAUCUAGUAUCCUAACAACGUUGAAAUAUGCCCUUAAAAGCAUUAAACAAGUUAAAGCCAGUGAGGAGUAUUACCAAUUGUUGAUGAUUAAUGAAUCCCAGCCUUCUGGACUCAAUGUGUCAUCUUACACAGUGGAAGAAGUUGAAACUAUAACCUCAGAAUACAUCAUGAAAAAUGCAGAUAUGUUUGCUGUAGCUGUUUCUCUGAUUACUGGGAAAAUUGUCUACAUCUCUGAUCAAGCUGCUUCUAUUCUUCGCUGUAAGAGAGGUUAUUUUAAAAAUGCCAAAUUUGUGGAGUUCCUGGCACCUCAGGAUGUCAGUGUUUUCUAUACUUCUACUACCCCAUACAGAUUGCCAUCUUGGAAUAUUUGCAAUAGAGCUGAGUCUUCCACCCAGGAUUGCAUGGAAGAGAAAUCUUUUUUCUGUCGCAUCAGUGCAGGGAAGGAGCGUGAAAACGAGAUUUGCUAUCACCCGUUUCGGAUGACUCCUUACCUUAUCAAAGUACAAGAUCCGGAGGUAGCAGAAGACCAGCUUUGCUGUGUGUUGCUUGCAGAAAAAGUGCAUUCUGGUUACGAAGCACCCAGAAUUCCUCCUGACAAAAGAAUUUUUACAACUACACACACACCAACCUGUUUGUUCCAGGAUGUAGACGAGAGAGCGGUACCUCUAUUGGGAUACCUACCUCAGGACUUAAUAGGAACACCAGUCUUGGUGCAUCUUCACCCAAAUGACAGACCCUUAAUGCUAGCAAUUCACAAGAAAAUUCUUCAGUAUGGAGGACAGCCUUUUGACUAUUCACCAAUCAGGUUUUGCACUAGAAAUGGAGAUUAUAUAACCAUGGACACUAGCUGGUCCAGUUUCAUCAAUCCUUGGAGUCGAAAAGUUUCAUUUAUCAUUGGAAGACACAAAGUUAGGACGGGUCCCUUAAAUGAAGAUGUCUUUGCUGCUCCCAACUAUACAGAGGACAGAAUCCUUCACCCUAGUGUUCAGGAAAUCACAGAGCAAAUAUAUCGGCUGCUAUUGCAGCCUGUACACAACAGCGGAUCCAGUGGCUAUGGAAGUCUAGGUAGCAAUGGCUCACAUGAGCACUUAAUGAGUGUGGCAUCCUCCAGUGACAGCACAGGAAAUAAUAAUGAAGACACUCAAAAGGAUAAAACAAUUGGUCAAGAUGCCCGGAAGGUCAAAAAUAAAGGACAACGUAUUUUCACCGACAGUAAAACAAAACUGGAACAUAAGAGAGAGCCUUUUGCAGAAAAACAAAGUGGUCCUGGUGGUCAAGUGAAAGAUGUGAUAGGAAAGGAUACUACAGUCACAGCUGCUCCUAAAAAUGUGGCUACUGAAGAAUUGGCUUGGAAGGAGCAACCUGUGUAUUCUUAUCAACAGAUUAGCUGUUUGGACAGUGUCAUCAGAUACUUGGAGAGUUGUAAUGUGCCUGGUACAGCAAAAAGAAAAUGUGAACCUUCUUCAAGUGUGAAUUCUGGCGUUCAUGAACAAAAAGCAGCUGUCAAUGCUAUACAACCCUUGGGAGGCCCUACUGUGUUGAAGGCAUCUGGCAAAUCAAGUAGUCCCCCAGUAGUUGGUGCUCACUUAACUUCUUUGGCUUUACCUGGCAAGCCUGAAAGCGUUGUAUCACUCACAAGUCAGUGCAGCUACAGUAGUACCAUUGUUCAUGUUGGAGACAAAAAAACACAACCUGAAUUAGAAAUGAUAGAAGAUGGUCCGAGUGGAGCAGAACUCCUAGAUAGCCAACUUCUUGCACCUCCAUCCAGCUCUGUGCAUGUAAAUCAGGAAAAGGAGUCAUUUAAAAAACUGGGACUUACAAAGGAAGUCCUUGCAGUGCAUACACAAAAAGAAGAGCAGAGCUUUUUGAACAAGUUCAAAGAAGUAAAGAGAUUUAAUAUUUUUCAGUCCCACUGCAAUUACUACUUACAAGAUAAACCCAAAGGACGGCCUGCUGAACGUGGUGGUCGUGGACAAAGAAAUGGCACUUCUGGAAUGGAUCAGCCUUGGAAGAAAAGUGGAAAAAACAGGAAGUCAAAACGCAUUAAACCACAGGAAUCUUCAGACAGUACAACUUCUGGAACUAAAUUUCCCCAUCGGUUUCCUCUUCAAGGCUUAAAUACUACUGCUUGGUCACCGUCAGACACUUCACAAGCAAGCUAUUCAGCCAUGUCUUUUCCCACCGUUAUGCCUGCAUAUCCCCUUCCUGUUUUUCCAGCAGCAGGGACUGUGCCACCAGCUCCUGAGACUUCACUCUCUAGUUUUAAUCAGUUGCCAGACUCUGGAAAUACUUGCCCUAUGCAACCAUCCCAGUUCUCUGCCCCCCUCAUGACACCCGUCGUAGCUCUUGUGCUCCCCAACUACGUGUACCCAGAGAUGAACAGUAGCUUACCUCAAACGCUUUACCACAGCCAAGCCAACUUUCCUACCCCAUCUCCUUUCUCUUCACAGACAGUAUUUCCAGCACAGACACCAUUCAGUACUCCCAGCCCUUUCCCGCAACAGGCAUUUUUUCCAACACAACCAUUCCAUUAUAAUGCACCAGCAGAAAGUGAAAAGGUUCCUGCCACAGAGACACGAAAUGAGCCAUCCCGUUCUUGCACUCCACAGUCAGUGGGUGCUCAAGACCAGGCUUCUCCACCUUUAUUCCAGUCAAGGUGUAGUUCUCCUCUGAAUCUUCUGCAACUAGAGGAAACCACAAAAACUGUGGAAAGUGGAGCUCCUGCGGGUUUGCAUGGAGCUUUAAAUGAGGAAGGAGCCAUAGGCAGCAAAAUUGUGACAACUGAUGACUGCAGUGGAAAGGGAUCCCUACCAGCUGAAUCUCCAAUGGAUGCUCAAAAUAGCGAUGCACUCUCCAUGUCCAGUGUCCUGCUUGACAUUUUACUUCAAGAAGAUGCAUGUUCAGGCACUGGCUCAGCUUCGUCAGGGAGCGGUGUAUCUGCAGCUGCUGAAUCUCUAGGGUCUGGUUCUAAUGGCUGUGACAUGUCAGGGAGCAGAACAGGUAGUAGUGAAACUAGUCAUACCAGCAAAUACUUCGGGAGUAUUGACUCUUCAGAAAAUCAUCAUAAAACAAAAAUGAAGGCAGAAAUGGAAGAAAGUGAGCACUUCAUUAAAUAUGUCCUUCAGGAUCCUAUAUGGCUUUUGAUGGCAAACACAGAUGACACUGUUAUGAUGACUUACCAGAUACCUUCUCGAGAUUUGGAAACAGUUUUAAAAGAAGAUAAGCAGAAAUUAAAGCAAAUGCAGAAACUACAGCCAAAAUUUACAGAAGAACAGAAAAGAGAGCUCAUUGAAGUUCAUCCAUGGAUCCAACAAGGUGGACUGCCAAAAACUGUUGCUAAUUCUGAAUGUAUUUUUUGUGAGGACAAUAUACAGAGCAAUUUUUAUACAUCAUACGAUGAGGAAAUCCACGAAAUGGACCUUAAUGAAAUGAUUGAAGACAGUGGGGAAAACAACUUGGUUUCUCUGAGUCACGUCAGUGAAGAACAAACAUAGCCUUUGAGCCUGUUGCUUUUAAAGCUGCUUCAGAAUUAUGGUGAUGAUCCAUAAAAGUUUUAAUCUUGUUUCCAGCAAGAUGAAUCUGGUUCGUAAAACAAAUGUGUUUUUCUUGCUCUAAGAGUCAUUUGUGAAAGAAUCUCUUUUUAAAUGGUGGCAAUCUCUUCCCAGUAAGGACAUUGUUGAAGAUGGUAUAGCUUUUCUUUUAAAAAAAAAAAAAAAACUCAUAUUUUGCACUCAUAUGCCUCAAGUAUUUCUUUAUGAACUAUAAAAGCUUUCAUUGAUGCCUGCUGAGUGGGUCAAUGAGUACUGAAAAUCCCUUUGUGAACAUCCAGUUCUUCAAAUCUCCUUUGGGUAAUGAUUCAGCAUUAUACAUUGUUCUAGGCAUUUUGCCUAGUGGCUCUUUAGCAUUGCUCUUAAUAUCUGAAGUGGUCCAGCAUACUAGAAGAAAUAACCUUCCAGAAAAUCAAUUCGCACUUUCCCUUCUCGUACCAGUUGAUUCAUCAUCUUUGUUUCCUGUAGUUUUGACUAUAGGAACACUUUUUGUCUCAGAGGAAUGUUAAACUAAUUUCGUAAAGUGAUCUUCGGUUAAAAUAUUUACAUGGAUAUGUAAGAAAGUAUAGGUGAGUGCUGACUACUCUGUAGCCUUUUGUUAAAUGGACACUGCGAUCCUAUGAACUGAUUAUUAUCCUGAAGCAUCAUUUCUGACAAUUCAUACAUGGGAAAUCUUUAUGCUUAAAGAUUUAAAAACUGAGACCACAGAGGUUAACUGCCUAUGCUCCUGUGACUGUUAGACAAAACUUGGCAUAACUUGUACCUUUCUUUUUGAUUUGUUCCAUCGGGAGGUUGGCCAUGGCUUUUUUUUCCUGUUUGGCUAAACAAACAUACAUCAAGCUUGCACAUGGCAAGGAAGGAUUAGACGUUUUCAUAAUUGCAAGAUAGCUCUUAUAAAAAGAGAUUGUGAGAAUACCGUUGACUUUCAUUAUGUUUGAAUUGCAUAAUCUAAAACUUGGUGUGGCUGGAAUCCUUUGCUGUCAAGGAUUUAAUUUUAAUGCCUCUGAGAUUGUAUCAACUUGAAUAUAUUCGCUUUAUGUUCUUGCACUGUUUGUACAUGUUGGAUGUGGGAAGAGAACAAAAAGUAACUUAAUAUUGGUUAGUUAAAGGACAUUUAGUUGCACCACUGCUAGAUGUCAGCUUGUAGGUCUUGGAGAUGAAAAAUAUGGAGAAAUUCAAUUAACUUUUGAUAUGUUUGUCUUAAAAUAUUUUUCAUGGAAUGUGUUUCAUAUUUUUUUUGUUUUAAGUAGCAUAACAUUUCAUCGAGAUUUAAGGUUAUUUUCAUUCUAUAAAAAUAGUCCACUUUGUGUACAAAGAGGACAUGAAGGUCGAUCUGACACCACCAAAAACAUGCAGAAGCAACUGGUAUUUGCUUAGUGGAAGAAAUGUGUAAAGGAAUUGGUUAUUAAUUGGACAGUGUCAUAAAGGAAUUUUCAAAGGAGGCAGGUUCUUCAGUUAGCAGAGAGUGUGAACUCGUGAAACAAGUAGAAUUACAACUUAAAGUAUCUUAAAUGUAGUGUGAAACACUACCCAGUGUGAUCUGAUUCCUGUCUUUAAUAGUUCAGCAAGGUCAAACUUUACUAUUUGUAAAUAUAAACUGAAUGAGAAACUUGGAAAAAUGUUGUAGUUCAAGUCCAUUGUAUUAAAUGUUUUUAAUCAUAAAUGGAACAGUGCAGCUAUACCAGCAUAUUACAUAUUCCUUUUUUUUUGUUACAAGUAAACACAAUUUUAAUUGGACCAGGGUUUGGGAAAAAUAAAAGCUUUAUAUAAAGGAGCGCAUCAUAAUUAAAUUAUUUUCAGGGACUUCUCAACCACUUUGUGAACUUUGCUUUAGCAUGCUUUUUUUCUGGUUGUGUUUUUUGUUGGUUUUUGUUACUUUUUUUGUUCUCAUUUCUUCUUGUCGAUGACCAUCUUGUAACCAUAACUUAGUGAAAGGAAGAGAAAAGUAUAUUUAGAGCAUUUUGUGGAUGUGCUUACUUACGGACUUAAUCUUGCAUCCUUAAAGUGUUUGCAUUUACAGGGUGGUAUUAAAUAUUUUCCUGUAACUUUAAAUCUACAUGCCUCCAUUUAUAGAUAAGAUUCUGAAGCUGUAAUUUUUCCAAACUGUUGUAAGAUGACUUACUUGUGAUGACACUUUGUCAACAUGUCAACAAUGUUUUCUGUACACUGUGCAAUAUAUUUUGGUUUUGCCACUUGUGACUAAUUUUUAUGACUUUGCUUUUUAGAAAACUGGUAAAUAAAACAGAUAUAUUUUUAGUUGCCUUUCUGUU